AUUGUCUUAGUGAGUCAUGAUGCAUCUUCUUUCUUUAUCAUUACAAAAAAUUAUAGGGUAAGAAAAUACCGUCCCAGUUCGACUCAGUCUAAAGCAGGGAAAACCUCCGAACUCACCCAGAUCUUCUCUUGUAAGUUUUUAUUUAUUUUUUUUCUUCAAAGAAAACACUCUCAACACUCAACAGCAAUUCUGGCUAAUCCUUGGUGGACCGGCCAUCAAGUGGGGUUGGGUGUAGGGGUAGACCCAGCAACCAAUUCACCUUCUUCCACCCUAAACAAACGCCAAAUGGACCUUUCCAUCAACGAAAGAAGCCUUGUUAGAGAAAGACAAGAGGAAGACGAAGAAGAUGAAAGAGACAACGGUGAUGAACCCAAAGAGGGUGCAGUUGAGGUUGGAACACGCAGGCCAAGAGGGAGACCCCCUGGUUCCAAAAACAAGCCCAAACCCCCAAUCUUUGUCACCAGGGACAGCCCAAACUCCCUCAGAAGCCAUGUCAUGGAGGUUGCUGGCGGUGCCGACGUUGCGGAAAGCGUGGCCCAGUUCGCACGGAGGCGCCAGCGUGGUGUGUGUGUCCUCAGUGGGAGCGGUGCCGUGGCCAACGUUACUCUUCGCCAACCUUCAGCGCCAGGAGCGGUCGUGGCACUUCAUGGAAGGUUUGAGAUUCUGUCCCUAACUGGGACGUUUCUACCUGGUCCUGCCCCACCAGGAGCUACAGGGCUCACUGUGUAUCUUGGUGGAGGACAGGGUCAGGUAGUGGGAGGGAGCGUUGUGGGCUCCCUUGUGGCAGCUGGACCAGUGAUGGUGAUUGCUGCCACUUUUGCUAAUGCUACCUAUGAGAGGUUGCCGCUUGAGGAGGAGGAAGAUGACGGUGGUGCUAGCGCACAUGGAGGGAGUACCCUGGGAGGGUCUCCUCCUGGAAUGGGUAACAGUGGUGGUAAUGGUGAUAAUAGUGGUGGCGGUCACUUGUCAAGUGGUGGGAUUCCUGAUCCUUCUUCUUUGGCUUUGUAUAAUCUCCCACCAAAUUUUAUCCCUAAUGGAGGCCACCAUGAGGCUUUUGCUUGGGCUCAUGGCCAUGGAAGACCACCUUACUGAAUUGAAACCAAGGUUUUAAAUUGCAGUUGUGAAAGAAUUUUUUUAUCACAACUUUAUUGUUGCACUCACAAUUGAUAUUGGAUAUAUUGUAAUUUAAAACCUUGGGUGAUAUAUAUAUAGAGAGAGAGAGACUUCAUGUAGAUCGUCAUGUGUGGCUGGUUUGAGAUCUAAUGGAAUUCUGUUGGUGUCUUUCUGGUUUGAAAUGUUAGGAAUUGGGGAAAAGAAUAUUGCAAAGAUUUUAGAAAGUUGGAGUAGUUAUGAAGAACUGUGGAGAUGAAGAAGGGAAGCAUGUUUUACUUAGCUCAGUGUAUAUGUAUAAGGGGUAAGAACUUUGAUUUCUGUGUCUUUUUCGUUUUGCUUCGUGUUUGGAAAAAGAAGGUGAUGAUGGGCGUAUUUUUAAUGGAUUAAUUUCUGAGUAAUUUUAACUGUCAUACAUUUUAAUUUAAUUUAUGAUUUCUAGUGUUUUUUUUAAUCCUUCAUAUAUUUUGUUGGUUGAAGUCA
Molecule: messenger RNA, 1593 nt
Organism: Glycine soja
Lineage: Eukaryota; Viridiplantae; Streptophyta; Magnoliopsida; Fabales; Fabaceae
Product: AT-hook motif nuclear-localized protein 20-like
Exons: 1
Cellular component (GO): nucleus
Molecular function (GO): minor groove of adenine-thymine-rich DNA binding; DNA-binding transcription factor activity
Source: RefSeq, a predicted model, not a curated record